Choloepus didactylus (southern two-toed sloth) is the source of this 3246-nucleotide messenger RNA. RefSeq names its product lysophosphatidic acid receptor 3 (gene LPAR3). Gene Ontology annotation, cellular component: membrane. Gene Ontology annotation, molecular function: lysophosphatidic acid receptor activity. The record is from RefSeq and is a predicted model, not a curated record. NCBI's taxonomy places the organism in Eukaryota, Metazoa, Chordata, Mammalia, Pilosa, Megalonychidae. The transcript is spliced from 3 exons. The coding region runs from base 391 to 1455 and encodes 354 amino acids. Gene Ontology annotation, biological process: G protein-coupled receptor signaling pathway.
UAUAGAGAGUUUUGCACCCUCGGCUCGCGCGAGCCCCUCCACCCGCGGGUCGGAGCCUCGCCGGUGGGGGGCGACCUCGAGUGGGAACGCUCGGUCGCCCCGGGCCGGGCGGGGCAGGGCGGGGACGCGGCCCCCUCCACCCCCUCGGCGCCUGUCCUCACCUCAGCCAAACUUUCCUCCGGCUCCGGGCGCGUCGCCGAGGCAGCUGGAGAGGAGGCGCCCCGCCGCCUGCCCGCCGCGUCCUCCGCUGCUCUCCCGCGCCCGGCGGGAGCCCGGCGCCCGGCGCCCCGUCGCGCUCAACCCCGAGGGCAUGCGGCAGCCGCAGGGGGCCCCCGCUCCCGGGCUCGGCGGUGCGGGCGACCGUGAGCGGAUGUGCAGUUCUUCUCCACAAUGAAUGAGUGUCACUAUGAUAAGCACAUGGACUUUUUUUAUAAUAGGAGCAACACCGACACUGCCGAAGAGUGGACAGGGACGAAGCUUGUGAUUGUUCUGUGUUUUGGGACGUUUUUCUGCUUGUUUAUUUUUUUCUCUAAUUCUCUGGUCAUCGCAGCAGUGAUCAAAAACAGAAAGUUUCAUUUUCCCUUCUACUACCUGUUGGCCAACUUAGCCGCUGCAGAUUUCUUUGCUGGAAUUGCCUAUGUAUUCCUCAUGUUUAACACUGGCCCAGUUUCAAAAACUUUAACAGUCAACCGCUGGUUUCUCCGCCAGGGGCUUCUGGACACUAGCUUAACUGCCUCCCUGACCAAUUUGCUGGUCAUUGCCGUGGAGAGACACGUGUCAAUCAUGAGGAUGCGAGUCCACAGCAACCUGACCAAAAAGAGGGUGACGCUGCUCAUUUUGCUCGUCUGGGCUGUCGCCAUCUUUAUGGGGGCGGUCCCCACCCUGGGCUGGAAUUGCCUUUGUGACAUCUCUGCCUGCUCCUCCCUGGCCCCCAUUUACAGCAGAAGUUACCUCAUUUUCUGGACUGUGUCCAACCUCGUGGCAUUCUUCAUCAUGGUUGUGGUGUACCUGCGGAUCUACAUGUACGUUAAGAGGAAAACCAACAUCUUGUCUCCACAUACGAGUGGGUCCAUCAGCCGUCGGAGGACACCCAUGAAGCUAAUGAAGACAGUGAUGACUGUCUUAGGGGCAUUCGUCGUGUGCUGGACCCCGGGCCUGGUGGUUCUGCUGCUGGACGGCCUGAACUGCACGCAGUGUGGCGUGCAGCACGUGAAAAGGUGGUUCCUGCUCCUGGCGCUGCUCAACUCCGUCAUGAACCCCAUCAUCUACUCAUACAAGGAUGAGGAUAUGUACAGCACCAUGAAGAAGAUGGUCUGCUGCUUCUCUCAGGAGAAGAACCCAGAGAGGCCUCCCUCGUGCCUCCCCUCCAUGGUUCAGAGCAGGAGCGACUCGAGUAGCCAGUAUGUGGAAGAUAGUAUUAGCCAGGGCAUCAUCUGCAAUAAAAAUAGCUUGUAAGCUGUGGAUGCCCCUCUACCCACCCAGGCCUCCGCUGGGGAGAGACUUAAGAAUGGUUACCUGUCUCUAACAAAGCCUGUGUACAGUGUUAUUCAAGGUCUGAAUCAAUCAUUGCUAGAUUUAAAAAAAAAAUUUUUUUUUUUUUACAUAGUUUAAAAGCAGGGGCAGUAAAGAGAGGACACAAUGCAUUUAGAGAAAAUGCACAGAAACAGGAGGCGACAGCACAGUGGAUGGAUUCCUGCUUGUUGUCCUAUGAAUUGCUCAGCGUUGCCAUGCAUUCUGGACUCUGCCAUUACCUUGUAACCAUUUCCAUCAUGUUUUAAAAGGAUGCUGUUAAAGGGCUUAGGCCAAAAUAAUAAAUAAAUAAUGUUACUUGAGCCACUCUAUGUAACUGCUUGUAAAGCCUAUGUAGUUCUUUCUGCAUGCAUUUAAUGCUUUAAAAAAUGCUUCAGCGAUGGUAUCUUCUCCUCCAAGAAACUGUGGCCAAUAGCUAGAUUUUCAAUAGGAAUCCAAGAAUAACAAACCAGUAAGGGCUUCAGAUUAAACUUGAUUUUUAACUGAAAGAACAUUCUGAGUAACAAAGACUUAUUUAAAAAUAACAACCAUAAAGUUAAACGUUAAAAACCUCUUUUGAAGUGAUAAAGGAGCUUGAUGUGGUCCUUUAGUGUGUGUGUGUGUGUGUAUUUGCACAUGUGUAUUUAUACAAUUAGAUUUUCUAUUUAAAGGCACCAAGGAUAGGGAUGGUGAAAUAAAUUCACUGGCCACCUAGAUUUUCUUCUAAUCCUGAGUGGUAGGUGUAGAAAUGACCUGUUGCGCUCUAAAACAAAAGAGAAAAAGGUGACUCAUUUGAAAACAGACAUUUUUAUAUAGCCAAGUAAGUUGUACUGUUUAUAUACAGCCAAGUAAGUGGGCUGAAUCCUUUCCGUAUAGGAUCAAAAAUGUGCUCUAUUUGAGCCCUUAUUUUCUGUUACCUCCACACCAUAUUUUAUCCAAGGUUACAAUAUAUCUCUGGUGCUUGUUUUACUUGUGGCCUGAAUUUUGAUCUGGCUUUUGUUUUGAAUUUUUCUCCUUCAAAGCCCUAAGUAGGCAAAAUGAAAGGCAAGUCAAUACGAAAAAAUAUAUAAUGUUUCAUACACAUAGACUACUGACCAAAGUUUUCUAUGUAAAGCAUGUAGAGUAUAUUCUGAUUUUAUUAAAAUAAGAAUAACAUCAAGGCAGAUAUUAUAGUAUUUAUGUAGGUUGCGAAAGAUGUUUACAUUUUUUUUUGCUAUUGUGAUGUAACACAUUUAUGUGCAAGAACUACUUGUAAUAAAAGGGGUUGAGAAGUCAUGCUUUUAGACACAAUGGCCCCAAAUAGAGAGUAUUAUGAUUUCAAGGUCUAGAUUUCACAAACUCUGUGUAGUGACUGAGUCUAUCUGAAGCUUAUAUCAAAAAACUGCUUAUAAAAUAAAAUAAAGAUCUGUUCUAUCUUGUUGAGGUGCCUUAUUGCUUUGUGUAUUUUCUGUGUGAAAAAAUAGUUUGUGGUAACCAUAGCAUAUUUCUAUUGUAGAAGAAAAAUCAAAUUUACCUUGAAGUACAUAUUCUGAAUGUUUUAUGUAAGCAGUUUGAAUCUACAGCUGGCCAAAGGGUGGAGAAUUGAAAUUGAAUUCCAGUCCCCAAAUAGCUACUAAGGGAUCUUUAAAGGUUUUAUUUUGAGGAAAGCACCAUUUUUAGUACCCUGCAGUAGAAUGUCAUAUUCAGUCUGGUGUCUGGAGGGGAUCCAAAGUGUGGGAACUCAGGGUGGCAAUAUAU